CUUUAACCUUCCAUAAGAGAAAGCCCCUGACUUUGCGUAAAAUUCAGCUCUCAGCACCCAGCAGGAAACUAUAGAUAAGCCUAUAAAAGCAGUUUCCUCGUGAGCAUUUGCUUGUAUUUCCCAUCCGGGAUCUUCAAGAAACAAGCUUUGAUAGAAAGUUUGUCUCUUUUUGAUUCGUUUGAUUUAUUUCUUUUACUUAACCUAUAAGAUUCCACUUUUUAUUUAAUUUGCAUUUAGAAUUAUAUUUCAGGCUGUCUUGUUAUUUCAGGAAGGGAGAAUAAAACUAAAAACUGGGUCUCUUCUUUUGGCUUGAUCCAUUGAAGUUUUGAGUGAAAGAUUGGAUUUUUAGUGAAAAAUGAGGGAAAAGCUAGGAUUUUUGGUUUGUGUAUGGUUUUUGCUAUGUGGGUUUUGUUUUGGUAGGUUUGUAGUAGAGAAAAACAGCUUGAAACUAACAUCACCUGAGUCAUUGAAAGGUGUUUAUGAAUGUGCGAUUGGUAAUUUCGGAGUUCCUCAAUAUGGAGGAACUUUAGUUGGUACUGUGGUUUAUCCAAAAGCUAAUCAAAAGGCAUGCAAAGGGUUUGAUGAGGUUGAUAUCUCUUUCAAAUCUAGGCCUGGAGGGUUACCUACUUUUGUGCUUGCUGAUCGUGGAGAUUGUUACUUUACCUUGAAGGCAUGGAAUGCACAGAACGGUGGAGCAGCAGCUAUUCUUGUAGCAGAUGACAAGGUUGAACCACUGAUUACCAUGGACAACCCUGAAGAAGAUGAUGCAGAUGCUGCUUAUCUGCAGAACAUCACUAUCCCCUCAGCACUUAUUAGCAAGUCCUUGGGUGACAGUAUCAAGAAAGCUCUAUCUGAUGGAGAGAUGGUUAACAUGAAUCUUGAUUGGACAGAGUCUCUUCCACAUCCUGAUGAACGGGUUGAGUACGAGUUCUGGACAAAUAGCAAUGAUGCGUGCGGGCCAAAAUGUGACAGUCAGAUUGAGUUUGUCAAGAACUUCAAAGGUGCAGCUCAGAUACUCGAGCAGAAGGGUUACACACAGUUCACCCCUCACUACAUAACAUGGUAUUGCCCAGCGGCAUUCAUUCUGAGCAAACAAUGCAAAUCCCAGUGCAUCAACCAUGGGAGGUACUGUGCUCCAGAUCCUGAGCAGGAUUUUAGCAAAGGGUAUGAUGGAAAAGAUGUUGUAGUACAGAAUCUACGCCAAGCUUGCUUUUAUAAAGUGGCCAGUGAAAGUAAAAAGCCAUGGCUUUGGUGGGACUAUGUGACUGAUUUUUCAAUCCGUUGCCCAAUGAAGGACAAGAAAUACACCAAAGAGUGUGCAGAUCAAGUUAUCCAAUCCCUUGGUGUUGAUCUUAAGAAGAUAGAUAAAUGCAUAGGAGACCCUGAGGCAGAUGUGGAUAAUGAAGUUCUUAAAGCUGAACAAGAUACACAGAUCGGAAAAGGGUCUCGAGGAGACGUGACUAUACUUCCAACUCUUGUAGUAAACAACAGGCAAUAUAGAGGUAAGUUGGAUAAAGGAGCUGUUCUUAAGGCGAUAUGUGCGGGUUUUGAAGAGACCACGGAGCCAUCCAUAUGCUUAAGUGAAGAUGUAGAAACCAACGAGUGUCUAGAAAACAAUGGUGGGUGCUGGCAGGACAAGGCUACUAACCUUACUGCAUGCAAGGAUACUUUUCGGGGUAGAGUAUGUGAAUGUCCUGUGGUUCAGGGGGUGAAGUUUGUUGGUGAUGGUUAUACUCGCUGUGAAGCUUCAGGUUCUUUACGUUGUGAAAUUAACAAUGGAGGAUGCUGGAAGAGAACUCAAGAUGGCAGGACCUUUUCUGCUUGUGUUGAAGAUCAUUCUCAAGGUUGCAAGUGUCCUCCAGGAUUCAAGGGUGAUGGAGUAAAUUCCUGUGAAGAUGUGGAUGAAUGCAAAGACAAGCUGGCCUGCCAGUGUUCAGAAUGCAAAUGCAAAAAUACCUGGGGCAGUUAUGACUGCAGUUGCAGUGGUGGUUUAUUGUAUAUGCGAGAACAUGACGCGUGCAUAAGUAAAGCUGCUGACACAAAGUACAGCUGGAGCUUUGUUUGGAUUAUUAUUCUUGGCCUGGCUGCUGCUGGUGUUGCUGGAUAUGCAAUUUACAAGUACAGAAUCCGGAGAUACAUGGAUUCAGAGAUACGGGCUAUCAUGGCACAGUAUAUGCCAUUGGAUAGUCAAGCAGACAUCCCUGUUCAUCAUGCUCCCCGUGGGGACAUCUGAAGGUGAGCUAGUGAGAUGAUGUGCUGAGGCAUCGACUAAAGAAGCAGCAUCUCUAAAUUUCGAAGUGACCUAUCAGCUUCGAUUUGGCUUGUAGCUAUUUCAGCCAGCACGCUCCCAUUUAGUCACACUCGUAUAUGUAAAUUAAUAUUACAAGUUCUGCAUGUAAUUCCAUGGAACGCAGCAAAUUUUCAAUUCAAUGUAAGAGGCGUUAUGGGAUUCAAAAUUUUAGGCCAUCUUGGUUGCAUUCCAGUUUCAUGCUGCCUAGGUUAUCAAGGAUUUUUCCCUAGUUUCUAAAACUAA
Molecule: messenger RNA, 2533 nt
Organism: Populus euphratica (Euphrates poplar)
Lineage: Eukaryota; Viridiplantae; Streptophyta; Magnoliopsida; Malpighiales; Salicaceae
Product: vacuolar-sorting receptor 1-like
Exons: 12
Coding region: 356-2233 (625 amino acids)
Molecular function (GO): calcium ion binding
Source: RefSeq, a predicted model, not a curated record